AUGGCUCCAGCGCUUUCUAAUCCCAACCCCAUCGAGGAGGAAGAGAAACUCUAUCCGACGAAUACCACACCUGUGAAGCACCGGAGACUUCAGCGUCGCCGUCGUUUCAUAAUCGUAUUCGCAUUCUUUGCGCUUGCACUCCUCCUGUUCGCCCGCCCACCCGAAACGAUCGCCACGCCGUUCUCUACCGUCAUCACCACCGUCAAAUCGUGGUUCAGCUGCCACACUGAAACAGACAUGAGCACUUUGCCCAAGUCGACGACCACCAACGCUGCCGGAUGGCAUGCUCGUGCUGUCGAGCACGCCAAGACAUCCACUGAUGCGGCAUAUGUGCCCAAGAAGGAGGAUCUCGUCGUCAGCGUGCUUAUCAACUCGCCCGUCGAACCAGAGGGAUUCACCAUGGCCCUCUUCAAGCCGUCUCAUGUCGUGGACGCCUCUGGACGUGUGCUCAAUAUCGCUUCGUCCGACUACGAGGCGUUCGAGACGCUCGUGGACAAAAUCAAGGAACUUCCCUCUACGGGUUCAUUCGGUGGUCAAUGGCGCGUCAAGCACGCACGCACGAGCUAUCCCAUUGACAGGAUCUUGAUUCCCGGCCACGCCGAGGUCGGUGUGUACGGUUGGAGCAAGGAUGCCGACGAACUGGAAGAGGAAACCCAGGGAUAUACGAACUUGCCCAAAGAGCUCCAGACCUUUGUCGGAUUGGCAAAGGAAGCCCGCGAAGGAUAUACGCGCGGACAUCGUGAUGAGGCUGUUGUGUCCCAGGUAUUGGCGUUUUCAAAUUAA
Messenger RNA from Serendipita indica DSM 11827, 783 nucleotides. The record is from the annotation of a GenBank genome assembly. NCBI's taxonomy places the organism in Eukaryota, Fungi, Basidiomycota, Agaricomycetes, Sebacinales, Serendipitaceae.